Messenger RNA from Prorocentrum cordatum, 2593 nucleotides. The record is from the annotation of a GenBank genome assembly. NCBI's taxonomy places the organism in Eukaryota, Dinophyceae, Prorocentrales, Prorocentraceae.
AUGCGCCUGGAGACCGAAUUGGCCAAGACAGAAGCGGGCCGGCAGCGGCUCAUGAAGGCCUUUUGGAGGGCUAUGUCUGCGGGGCAGGCCCAGGAGGCGCGCGAGGAGGGCGCGGGAGCGACUACAGCAGCUACGGCGGCUACAGCGGCUCCGGCGGCGGCUUCAUCCUCGGGCGCGGGAGGCACGGGAGCGACUACAGCGGCUACGGCGGCUACAGCGGCUCCGGCGGCGGCCUCGGGCGCGGGGGGCACGAGAGCGACUGCAGCGGCUGUGGCGGCUACAGCGGCUCCGGCGGUGGCCUCAGGAGUUCCUGCUGCGGCAGGGGCGUCUGGCGCGGCGGCGCCGCCUGCCCAGGGCCCAACCCUGGCGGACCGCGACGGUUCUGAGAUGGACACGAGUCCGCCGAGUAGGAAGAGGCAGAUCGAGAUCCAGGCGCCCGGUGCGGAGGGCGACAUGGACACUGCGAUGGUGGCCGCAAGCGGUCUGCAUGCGGACGCCGUGGCGCUCGUGGAGGCGUAUUCUCUGGCGCGCCCGCAGCGCAAGGCCGGCGCCUUCGGCUUGCACGCUGGCGUGGCCAUGGAUUUGCGCUUGGGCUGGGACCUGGGGCGCGACGGCGAGCAGCAUGAGGCGCAGGGGCGGCUGGACUUGGAGAAGCCGUACUUGCUUGUCCUCGGUCCAAUGUGGUUGGGCCCAUUUCAGCUUCACGAGCUAUCGGCGCACCCUCGGAGGUUGCAGGAGUUGUUGGAGACGGACCGCAAGCACCUCGAGUUCGCGUGCGCGUUGGCGCGGCAGCAGAUUGCCAGGGGCGGCCGGGUGCUCUUCGAACUCCCCUGGGAGGCAGCCUCGUGGAGCGAGGAGUGCAUCGUCGAGAUGUUGGCGACGAGUGGUAUGCAGCGCGUGCGCUGCGACCAGUGCCUCUUCGGCCAGGUUUCGGCGGAUGGAUCUGGCCAGGUGGGGCCAGCUCGUAGGGAGACCUGGUUCAUCACGAACGACCCGUUCAUCGCUCGAGCCGCGGCGCGACGGUGCCAUGGAGGGCGCGAGCACGUGCAGUCGCUCGGGGCCCGGGCGAAGACGUGCGAGAAGUAUCCGCCCCUCUUGGUGGCGGAGAUCCUUCGAGCUUUGAGGAGCUCGACGCGCGCUGCUGGAGGCGGCGCGGCGGAGAGGAUGCUCGGCAACGACCGCGAGCUGACGAUCUCUGCGGUGGAGGCCGGGCCUGUCCUGGAGGAGCCGGAGCUCUUGGCGAGGCCGGCGACGACGGAGGAGGAGAAAGUAUUCCGUGACCGAUGCACGGGGCUCCCAUUAGAUCCUGAGCGAGUGCGAAGCGCAAGGGCAGAGGAGAUGAGGUACAUUGAGGAGUUGAAGGUUUUGGAGUUGAGUGACCACGAGACGUGCAUACAGGAGACUGGUUCACCUCCGAUUCCAACUGAUUGGGUCGACAUCGACAAGGGCGACCCCUCUCGACCGAACUAUCGGUCGCGGCUCGUGGCACGGGAGACGCGCAGACGGACGACCAUCGACGCGGACGAUUGGGCAGCGACGUUCGCUGCGACCCCUCCGUAUGAGGCUUUUCGUCUGCAGCUCAGCUUGCUCAUGACGGGUCCGAGGCCUGAGAAUCUUAACGAUGAGGAGGUGUUGAUGUUGUUGGACAUUUCACGUGCACAUCUCCAUUCGCCCUUGAACCGGGUGGUUUUCGUGAGGAUCGGCGGCCAGGUCUACAGGCUGCUGAAGGCCAUGUAUGGCUUGAGGGAUGCAGGCGCGUCUGGCGACUCCGUUGUUCGGGGCGUGCGGUGGGGCGACGACUUCCCCUUGAGUGGUAAGAGGUUGCACUGCGCGGAGUUCCGGGGCGAGCUCGGCAAGCGCCUCCUGGUGAAGCAUACUGCCACGUUGGGUCCGAACCCAGAGCACGGCGACGUGGGCGAGGCCACUUCUUUGAACAGGAUCGUGCGGUGGCCCCCCCUCGGCUCGGAGGUCGGCGAGCGGGUCGAGCUGGAAGCCGACCCGCGGCACGCCGAGAUCUUGUAUCAGCAGCUGGGUCUGGGCGAGGAGCGGUCGAAGGCCGCUGCGACGCCGGGCGUCAAGCCGACCGGCGACGACGACGAUGAUGACGGACGAGAGCUUGAUCCCGAGGCCAGGUCUAAUUACAUAUCUUGGGCCAUGCGUGCGAGUUACCUGGCACAGGACCGCUGCGAACUGCAGUUCGCGUGCAAGGAGCUCGCCCGGCGCAUGCAGGCGCCGCGUCAGAAGGACAUGCAGGCGCUCAAACGCCUUGGGCGUUUCCUGAAGGGAGCGCCUCGCUGCCUGGUGGUGUGCCGGCGGCAGGCUGACCAGACGGUCGUGGACGUGUUCAGCGACAGUGAUUGGGCUGGGUGUCGGAAGACCCCGCGCUCGACUUCAUCGUCGUACACCAUUUUGGGGCAGCACCUGAUCACGACCAGCAGCACGACGCAGGACGUCGUGGCCACGAGCUCUGGCGAGGCGGAGUUCUACGCCUUGACCGAGAGUGCGAGCCGCGCGAUUGGCACCGUUGCCAUGGCGGCUGAUCUGUUCAAGGUCCUGAAGCCGCGUGUGCGCGUAGACGCCAGCUCGAGCAAGG